Messenger RNA from Panicum virgatum (switchgrass), 1257 nucleotides. Its product is annotated as protein DMP3-like. The record is from RefSeq and is a predicted model, not a curated record. NCBI's taxonomy places the organism in Eukaryota, Viridiplantae, Streptophyta, Magnoliopsida, Poales, Poaceae. Gene Ontology annotation, biological process: endomembrane system organization. The transcript has a single exon. Bases 428 to 1102 code for a protein of 224 amino acids.
GGGUGGCCGCGGCCAAAUCAUCAUCCUGAAUCAAUCAGUCAUCAUCAGUUUCCUGAAUGCAGCAAACAAUACAAUGCAACGGCAGCAGCGACGACGCGGUCUCCUGCACGUCAUCCAUCCAUUCCUAGCUUCGUUAUUCCUUAACGCAUUCCACAACCCUCCCUCCUUCCCUCCAUGAAUCGAUCUCCAUCCCAUCCAUGGGGGUCGGUCGUUGACUACAAGUACACGCCUCCUCCUCCUCCUCCUCUGCAGCCACCCAUUGCUUAGCUUCGAUUCAUCGUCAGAUCGAUGGAGCCAGUCCCUUCCACGCCUACUGCUAGCUACUGCGUUGAUUAAUUUUCGAUCCAUAUAUACCAACCGCACACCCAGUUUCUUUAGUUGAUCCAAAGAUCAAUCGAUCAAGCCACCCGGCUCGAUCAUACCGACCAUGGCCGCUUCUUCUUCCUCCUCGUCGGUCAGGCAGAGGCAACCCACGGCGGCCUCCACCGCCGCUCAGCAGCCGCAGCUCCUUCUCCAAGAAGAGCAGGAGCAGCAAGAACCCCCGCCGCCGCCGCCGCCGCCGCAGCGGUCGGCCUUGUCCCGGGCGCUGACCUCGACGGCGAACCUCGCCAACCUUCUCCCCACGGGCACGCUCCUGGCCUUCAACCUGCUGGCCCCGACCUUCACCAACCACGGCGCCUGCGACGCCACCACGGCGCUCCUCACGCGGGGGCUCCUCGCCGUCCUCGCCCUCUCCUGCGCCCUCGCCUCCUUCACCGACUCCCUCAGGGGCCCCGACGGCCGCGUCUACUACGGCGUCGCCACGCUCAGGGGCCUCUGGCUCGUCGACUACCCGCCCGGCGCGCCGCCGCCGGGAGACACCGCCAGGUACAGGCUCGCCCUCGUCGACUUCCUGCACGCCGCGCUCUCCGUCGCCGUCUUCGGGGUCGUCGCCGCCAGGGACAAGAACGUCGUCCGGUGCUUCUACCCGGCGCCGCCCAGGGAGACGGAGGAGGUGCUCGACAUCCUGCCGCUCGGCGUCGGCGUGCUCUGCAGCCUGCUCUUCGUCGCGUUCCCGACCAGAAGACACGGCAUCGGGUACCCCGUCACCAGCGGCAAUUAAACAAACUCAAUCUGUUGUUUAUGCGUUCAUUCGUUCAUCAUUACCACUCUCAAAUUAUUGAGCUAGCUCUGCUUCAUGAUUAUUGGGAUGGAUGGAUGGAUUGAUUGAUUCUCUGUUUGAUGCAUGAAUCUAUUAUUGUCCUGUUUUGCUUCCAA